Alternaria triticimaculans is the source of this 2601-nucleotide messenger RNA. RefSeq lists its product as uncharacterized. The record is from RefSeq and is a predicted model, not a curated record. Gene Ontology annotation, molecular function: peptide-N4-(N-acetyl-beta-glucosaminyl)asparagine amidase activity; carbohydrate binding. Bases 1 to 2601 code for a protein of 866 amino acids. Gene Ontology annotation, biological process: protein deglycosylation; protein quality control for misfolded or incompletely synthesized proteins; carbohydrate metabolic process. The transcript has 3 exons. Gene Ontology annotation, cellular component: cytosol; nucleus. NCBI's taxonomy places the organism in Eukaryota, Fungi, Ascomycota, Dothideomycetes, Pleosporales, Pleosporaceae.
AUGGCAGAUCUCAAGAACCGUUAUGAUCCUUUGAUCGGUACCGUGGGCCCAAAACCUGGUUCCGCCAUCGCAGGCGGUAACUCCUUCCCCGGCGCAAGUUUACCAUGGGCGAUGGCAAAGCCAGGCAUUGACACGAGCUACAUUGGGCUUCCGAAUGGCAGUGCAGUGGACGCCAAUGCUGGAUAUACGCCUUUGGGGAAUGUAACAGCAGUGAGCAUGACGCACGUCAGCGGAUCUGGCGGAGCUCCAACUUACGGAUUGAUCUCGCAGAUGCCGCUGUAUGGCAAUCUCGAGUCUAUUAACCUUGCCGACAACAUGACCUAUGCCCAGAACCGCAGUCUGGAAUUGGAGUCCGCAACAGUGGGCCUCUUCACAACGACUCUACAGAACGGCAUCAAGAUCGAGAUCACUUCUGGUAAUCAUACCGGAUUCAUGCGAUACACGUUCCCUCAACCAGAAGUCCCUUCGAACAACCUUUCCACUUUCAACGUUGAUUCCACGAUGGCAGGCGCCUUGUCAGCCAACGAGCACGAUGCGCAUGUCCUAGUCGACCUCACACACGUGUUGCCAGCCUAUUCUUCGAUGGCAUACUCUCAAAAGUUCCUACACGGGCAGCUACGUGUCGGGUCUUCCUCGAACGGAUUGCCAUCAUACCAUGGAUCAGCGACCUACACGGGUGGCUGGCCGCAGCCUGAAAGUCAUACGAUCCAUUUCUGCGGGAACUUUAGUGUGCCUGCAGGAUCUGUGCUCACCCCAACAUCCGACUAUGUUCAGGGAGAACUUCCCAGUACUCCCGGCGCUGGCACGUUUAGCUGGCAGUAUAAUCCUUAUUCGCCACCAAGCUUCAAGUCUCGCCCUGUGCCGCGCGGGUAUGCUGACGUCCGGUCCUAUGCUGGGAGCGGAAUGGGCCUUGGCGCUCUUUUCAGCUGGUCGCCUAAGGAGCAGCAAGUCAACGGCACCCUUACUCUUGAGGCCAAAUUGGGCAUUUCGUACAUUAGUGCUGCACAGGCAUGCUCUCACGUGGAAAAUGAGCUUCCUGAUGCGAAAUCCUUCGAGGAUGUCGUUGACGAAGGAAGGCAAGCAUGGGAAGAGAAAAUCCUGAGCAAGAUACAGAUUGGAGACGAUGGCCAUUCGACAAGCAACAACAAAACCUUGAAGAGGAUGCUUUACUCUGGGCUGUAUCAAACAGGUCUGAUGCCAACUGACAAAACCGGCGAAUGCCCUAAUUGGGAGUCCAACGAAGCUAAGCCAUACUACGAUGACCAUUAUACGCUCUGGGACACUUAUCGUACCCUGCUACCCUUGUAUCACCUGGUCUUCACGAAGCCGUACUCACGCAUCCUUUCUGGCCUCAUUUCUAUCUUCACCGAAGAGGGGUACCUGCCAGCCGGUCGCGCAGCAAACUGGAAUGGUCGUGUUCAGGGCGGCACACACGCAGACAUGGUCCUAGCGGACGGUUUCAUCAAGAGUGUCCAUGCACUAUCCGGCGAGACAGGUCGCGGUGAGCUCGACAGUGGCAUUGAUUGGCAAGAGGCCUACAAAGCAGUGAUGAAGGACGCGAACGUAUUGCCCGAGCGCAAUGUUGAUCCGGUCGCCUUCGACGGCGCCACCAAGGAAGGCAGAGGUGCACUGGACGAUUAUCUCUCCCUCCGCUUCAUCACGCGCAACCACACCCGCAGUGUUUCUCGUGGCGUUGAGUACCCGCAGAACGACUUCGCGAUCUACAGCAUGGCAGCUGGACUAAUGAAGUCCCAGGAAGACAUCGAUCAGAUGCGCGAACGAGCAAGCUGGUGGCAGAACCAAUGGAAUCCCAUGGCAAACACAACUCUCAACGGCACGGGUACAUUCACUGGCUUCCCAGGCCCUAGAAACGCGGAUGGGACGUGGAACACCACGGCGUAUGACCCGCUGAGCUGCGGAACAUGCGGUUGGGAUGCAGACAUCUACGAAGCCAAGGUUUGGGAGACUGCAUUCAGUGUCGCACCACACGACAUGGCCAAAGUCAUAGAUCUGAUGGGCGGUGACGAGCCUUUCGUCCGUCGGCUAGACGCCUCUUUCAUUCCAGGCUUCGGUACAUCAGUCGGCGCAAACAACGAUGCCGGCUCUGCUCUCUUCAACCCAGGGAACGAACCAUCCUUUGCAACGCCAUUCCUCUACAACUACGUACCUGGCAUGAACUGGAUGACAGUUAAUCGGACUCGAGCUAUCGUCGACGACUUCUACAGCGAUGACCGUAACGGAUACCCCGGAAACAUCGACGGCGGUGCUCUACCCAGUUGGCUGGUAUUCAACCUCAUGGGCAUGUAUCCGGUGUCUGCCCAGCCGCUUUACCUUCUUUCUGCUCCCCGAUUUUCUUGGCUCAAGGUUUCGCUUUUUAGUGGAACGGCAGUCGAGACGUCGUUGACUAUUCGGGCCCAGAACCUGUCAAGCACAAGCUAUUACCCGCAAAAGGUUACCUGGAACGGUCAGGAACUCGAUCGAGCUUGGUUGAAGCAUAGCGAGGUUGCGGAAGGAGGCGAGUUGGUGUUUCAUAUGGGUGAAGAGCCUAAGAAGUGGGAUGUUGGUGAGCGGCCGUGGUCACUGUCAACAUCGUCGCUGUAG